UGUCGAUAAUUCCUUAGGGGAUAUUUAAGAAAGAGAAUAUAACAUAAGACAAUCGGAAAUCAAUUAAGCUACCCGAAAUCUCGCCAUUGAUCGACUAAAACUUGGUCCACUUACUAAUUAACUUUCCGACGACAUGAAAUAUUAAUGAGGUUACCUUUGAUUACAUUUGCGCAUAAAAUUUCGGAUAAAAGAAAAUCUAUUCUUUAGUAGUGAUAAAAUAACCGUGGAAACAUGACUUAAUCUGUGAUUUAUUACCAUACCGUUAUCUUCUUCUAUUUACUUUUUUUCACAUUAGUUAGUUACAAUUCGGAUUUCACUUAAGACAUAUUGAAAAUGAAAACCGUUGUUAGUAUUUUGAAUAUUUUUUCAUGUAUGACUCUUGUGUGUUUGACAAGCGCUAGCACGGAUCUUCAGAUUUACGAAUUUACGCGUAACGUUACUCUGUCGUUUCCUGGGCAACGUUUAGUUGGACAUGUUUUUGACGAAUUUUCAACAAAAAAGCAGGUGAUUCAUUGUGCAUAUGAGUGCUUAAAGUCAACUCGCUGUAAGUCGUUCAACUACGAGCAUGAUCUCCUCGUGUGCCAGCUAAACGAUGGUGAUCAUUUUGAAUUCAGCCAGAGUUUGGUGCCGGAGGGAAAUAGUACGGGAAUCGGGUAUCACCAUCGUGAUGCUUUUUCUAUAGAAAAGGAAGCACUUGGCCCAUGCGCAACGGACCCGUGUGAAAAUGGCGGCCGUUGCUUAGAUACGGUAAACUCGAAAAUGGAACGCACAUAUUAUUGUAUAUGUACGGAGGAGUGGAUGGGACAAGAUUGUGAGACGCCAAUGAAUAGUAUCGAAUGGGGCGAUUGGGAAGACUGGGGUCCGUGCUCUGUCACGUGCGAGACUGGAUGGACAACCCGUCGCCGACGUUGCAUGGACGUUGAAACCGGCGAAACAAAAUCGUCGUCACAUUGCUAUGGUCGGGAUGUAGAAUAUCAGUCAUGUACACUGCAAUCUUGUCCACGCUGGCUUGGUUGGUCUGAAUGGGGUCCGUGCAGCACAGCCAACACGUGCGGUCAAGGCACUAUGCAGAGGUACCGGAACUGUUCGAACGGGGGCGUCCCUGGUAGAGACAGAUUCUGCCUUGGCUUCACAACAGAAACAGCUCCGUGUAAAGGAAUCAACUGCAGAGGAAUGUUGACGAUCAACAACACACUGAAGCACGGUGAUGGCCGGAUACAAAUCUCAAAUGACCUUGACGCCUAUGGAAUGUCAAUUUGCGCAGACGAUAACUGGAACUUUACCGAAAUUGAUGUCGCAUGUAAACAGAUAGGGUUCCAAGGGGCGUAUAAAGAUGCUGUAAACAACAAUUACGACAUCUCAUCGUCAACUUACGGCAGUCCUAUUUAUAAACUUCACUGUGAGGGCGGAGAGAAAACCAUUCAACAGUGCCCUCGUGAGCACGUGCUUCAAUGUAGCAGACUUGCUGGUAUUCAAUGUAGAGUUCGAGGGGGCUGGAGUUUAUGGAGCGGAUGGGGCGAGUGUUCUGUCACGUGUGAAAAUGGAACGCGUACACGGACACGUGAUUGUAAUCACCCGCCACCAAAUUACGGCGGAACAGAAUGCCCAGGCGAAGAUACCGAGUUUAAGCCUUGUACCAAAGUCAUGUGUCCAAUCGAUGGAGUUUGGGCCACGUGGUCACCAUGGAGCGAAUGUGACGUCACUUGUGAAAAUGGUACCCGGUUUAGAACACGGAAUUUCACUGGCCCAUUUUACAACGGCGCUGAAUGUCCAGGAGAAAGCAAAGAUGUAGAGGCUUGCUUCCCAAAAAUGUGCCCAGUGAAUGGAAUUUGGAACGAAUGGGUUGCAUGGACAGAAUGCUCACAUACAUGUGGCUAUGGCAACAGAAACAGAUCUAGAACCUGUCACGGUCCGUUCCAUGCCGGGUUAGACUGUCAAGGUAGUGCAGACGAAAGAGAGGCGUGUAACGCCUUUUCCUGUCCAGUGGAUGGUGAUUGGAAGAUGUGGACUAACUGGGGAAAUUGCAGCGAACCGUGCGGCGGUGGUCUGCGUAACCGGACGCGAGAGUGUGUCGAACCAGAGUUUGGAGGAGCUAUGUGUGUCGGUCCAGCCGAGCAAGCCGAGGCAUGCAACCAGCACGAAUGCCCAAUCGAUGGCAUCUUUUCGGAAUGGGAAAAAUGGAGCGAAUGUUCAGUCACGUGUGCAAAUGGAACCCGGUUUCGUAACCGGGAGUGCUUUGGUCCAUAUUUUGGUGGAGCUAACUGCACGGGACCAUUGCAGGAGAAGGAAGUGUGCGUUACAGCCGAAUGUCCAG
Molecule: messenger RNA, 2314 nt
Organism: Ruditapes philippinarum (Manila clam)
Lineage: Eukaryota; Metazoa; Mollusca; Bivalvia; Venerida; Veneridae
Product: A disintegrin and metalloproteinase with thrombospondin motifs adt-2-like
Exons: 11
Cellular component (GO): membrane
Source: RefSeq, a predicted model, not a curated record